This is a messenger RNA of Penicillium mononematosum, 939 nucleotides long. RefSeq names its product transcription factor xanC (gene xanC). Lineage: Eukaryota; Fungi; Ascomycota; Eurotiomycetes; Eurotiales; Aspergillaceae. The transcript is spliced from 3 exons. Gene Ontology annotation, molecular function: DNA-binding transcription factor activity. The record is from RefSeq and is a predicted model, not a curated record. Bases 1 to 939 code for a protein of 312 amino acids. Gene Ontology annotation, biological process: regulation of DNA-templated transcription.
AUGAAGAUAGAAGAUCAAUCUACGAGCCCCAAGGACGAGGAUAUCCUCAGCCAAACGCAAGAUCCGUUGGAAAGAAGGAGAUUGCAGAAUCGCCUUUCUCAAAGAAACCACCGCCGCAAGAUCAGGGAACGCAUUGCAAAGCUUCAAGAGCGCGUUAUCGCCAACGAACUGAGAGCCGCAGCUGCUCUCAAUGGAUGGGAUCAACCAUAUAACCCCUCACUGUUCCCAAGGCCUCACUCAUCUUCGGAGAAUGAGCUCGGGUUAGCCUCGCGAGAUGUCUCCCCUUUCAUCCCAGACCAAUGUACUUCAUUCAUGCCGCCAUAUCCUCCAUUCUCGCAACCAUGGCCAAACGACUUGAACACAUUCCCACACGGAUAUCCAGGCGAUCUAUCCCAAUUCACUGGAGUCACCGAAGCAAGUCCAAUAUCUCCUGCAACGACGGCACCAGCACACAACGGCAUGUCACCACCUACCUCCGGUCUUGGUGGGGAUACAUAUCAGGAAAUGAUAGGUACCCCAGACUCCUUGAUGCCAGACUCCCUGUCUACAUCAGCGCCCAAUCAGCCGCUGUACUACGUUGCAACCGAAGAGGCAUUGCCGCAGAUCAUCCAAGUCAUCAACACCAUGUCUCCCCAAUACAAAGUCAUUGUUCUGGUUCCUCCCGAGUCCCCUGCAUCGGCUUCUAUGGCUUCGUUCCCUUCACCGACCUCUCCCUACGGCGCUGGCCAUAACGGGUCGGAUCAUGGUGUUGCAGCACAGCAGCCUACCUCACAAAAUCUGGCUUGCCUUUGUUAUCCUCAGAAUAUUCACUCUGGUGCUCCUGCGCACUGCGGUUCACGGCCAUGGAUGGGUGCAGGGUCAUAUGGGCAAAUUUGUCCUUUACACAAGACGGCCAAUUCAGUCCACCCGAGGGGAGCUUUUCCUGUUAGGAUGGUGUGA